GUUAUGUUCCGUUGUUGGCGUAACGUGGUGGGAGGCUGUUAACGACGAAAAACACGACAAGUUUGUGCGCACCGCCCCGUUAACUGUUUGUGACUGAACGUCAAUUGAGCGGUUCAUUUAGCUUGUCAGUUGAGGCUUUUGACACAGAAUCUCGUGGAUCCGGGGCGUUGUACCGAAAAUGAUAUUGAAAUUGUAAACAGUUGUGAUAGGGUUGUUCCACUGUGGUCCGGGCUGCGUGAUAAACAAACUGUUAACAUGAGUCAGCGUAGACGGUGCAAUGUGAUUUUAAGCGGGAAUAAUGGUGCGUUAGAUAAGAAGUGUUAAUCGCUCGGAAAAUCGUUUUGGAGAGCAAUGGAAGAUGAACAACCGGCGAGGGAGGCGAACAAGAUCUGUGGUGUCUGCGGAGACCGUGCUCUUGGUUAUAACUUCAACGCGGUGUCAUGCGAAAGCUGCAAGGCUUUUUUCCGUAGAAACGCUUUGAAAAAUAAGGAUUUUCGGUGCCCCUUUAAAGAGAAUUGUGAUAUUACGCCAGUGACAAGACGUUUUUGUCAAAAAUGCCGUCUAGACAAAUGCUUCAGUAUUGGCAUGAGAAAGGAGUAUAUAAUGUCAGAGGAGGACAAGGUACUAAAAAGACAAAAGAUAGAACAAAAUCGUGCAAAGAAAAGGCCACCUGUGGAAAGCACAAAGGCGUCCAAGAGUAAGAAAAGUUGCAUUGAAGAUUGCAAUUUCGAGGAUACUUCUAUGUCUGUUAAUUCAGUUGCAUCAACUGUGUCUGAUACAUAUUUUUGGGAGUCUGAUAGGAAAUAUACUGAUUUAGAUGCAAAUAGGCAGAAUGUAGCAGAAAGUAUGAGCCCGGUAACGGCUGCUAGCGUUCCAAGUCCUUCUAGUCCACCACAAAAUGGAAUCAUAACCGGGUCGAAGACUCUUGACAUGAUGAAAGAUUCUUCUCAUAGUUCUAGUUCCAAUUAUGACAGUUAUGAUCAGUCUUCCCACCAUGAGGAAAAUGAUAUUGAUAUGGAAAAAUUUAAAAUCGAUACUAGUCCCCUCACACAGAAUGAACAAAGGUUUGACAAAGUGAAACCAAUAACUCAUAAUAUAGAAAAGAACAAAAAGCUUGUUACAUGCUCCGGGAAGUUUGAGCAACAUGUAUUGGACUUGAACUCUGAGUUUGGCUCGAAUAACAACGAAUCUGUAAAAUAUUCACCCGAAUUUAUCAAUACGUCUGAUUACAACAAGUACGGACGUAGCCCUGUACAAAACUCUAUAUAUUCGGAUCACGAAUCACAUCCGAAAAAGCAAAAUUUCGAUCUACAUCCAGGUACACCCGUGAAUUUGCAUUCUUGUCCAGAAGAACAAACAAUAUGUGAAAAACCAGGAAAAGAAACGUGUUCAAAAGAAAACGAUGUAGUCACAAAGUUCUCUGAUGAACCAGUUCCAGUCUCAGUGCUUGUUAAUAAUUCUAAUUUUAUUGCCAAGUUACUGCAAAAUCAGGACAUACUUCUGAAAAUUAUGACAGAUUCUGCUGUUGUUAACAAACUGAAAGAGGAUCCACAGAUUUGUGAGUUCCUCAAAGAAAACAGUCCAAUCGUUGAAAGAAAACCAGGAGCUGAACACAAUGUAGAAAUUCAGUAUAAAGAAGACUCAAAGUUCACCAAUAUUUCAGGUCAUGUAUUUGAGCAAUCUAUUAAGGUGAAAGAGAAGCACGUCGAGAAUCCGAUCUUAACGGAUCUAAUUACAAAUUCCAAUCAAGAAGAAUGUGUAAAACAACACAUGGAAUCCGGAGGCAAUGACUGGAACAAAAAUGUAACAGAUGUUACGAGGGAUGUACUCCAAGAUGUACAAAGAGUACCAAUUGUUGCAAACUCCAUUGAAUCUAUUCUUUGUGAGGCAAUCAAAUUAGAGUUUUCAGCAUAUUCUGCUCUUGGAGGUAUGGAGUCCAGAAGGGAAUUGAACGAUGCUGAAAGAGCAAAGUUGAAUGAAUUAAUAGUAGCUAAUAAAGCAUUGUUAGCUCCUCUAGAUGAGGAUAUAACAAAUUUAAUUGAGGAAGAUUGUAAAUUUAAGAGUAACUUUGGUCAGUCCGAUCCAGCAUUACUAGAUGUUAUAAAUUUAACUGCCAUUGCCAUUAGACGUUUAAUUAAAAUGGCCAAAAAGAUCAACGCUUUUAAAAACAUGUGUCAAGAAGACCAAAUAGCCCUUUUGAAAGGGGGCUGUACGGAGAUGAUGAUUUUAAGGUCCGCCAUUAAUUACGAUGCCGAAAAAGAUACGUGGUGGAUACCACAUAGCCAAGAGAGCAUGUCGAACAUAAAGGUCGACGUGUUGAAAGAAGCGAAGGGAAAUCUUUACGCCGAGCAUGCACGAUUUAUAAGAAGCUUCGAUCCAAGAUGGCGAGAUGAAAACAUUAUUUUAAUUUUAAGUGCAAUCUCCUUGUUCACGCCUGAUAGACCGAAAGUGGUGCACAAUGACGUCAUUAAACUGGAACAAAAUUCGUAUUAUUACUUGCUUAGACGUUACCUGGAGAGCGUAUACCCAGGCUGCGAGGCAAAGUCCAUGUUUUUGAAAUUGAUUCAGAAAAUAUCUGAUCUUCACAGACUGAAUAAUGAAGUUGUCGGAGUUUAUCUUAAUUUAAAUCCAUCCAGAGUGGAGCCACUUCUCAUAGAGAUAUUUGACUUGAAACAUUGAUCAAUUUAUUUAUUCUCUCAAUCUGAUGAACAGGCAAACUAAUUAGUUUUCUUGAUCGUUUUUUUGCGGCUACUUCAUUCUACAUAAAUACAAAACCAUCACAAUUGUUUUAGUAAUUAUAUGUUUGUAGAAAUAACAUACAGCAAUAAUUUAAAUGUAUAAAGAAAAGAUAAGUAACGUAAAAAUGAUAAAUUAUUCGAUAUUAGAAUAUCGUAUUGCAAAUAUAUAUGUAUACACAGAUUAUGUACAUACAUAUAGACAUGGUUAUAAAGUGUACUAGUAUAUACGAUUAAUGUUGAUGCUUAAAAUUUAAAA
Messenger RNA from Megalopta genalis, 2994 nucleotides. RefSeq names its product Nuclear hormone receptor HR96 (gene Hr96). Gene Ontology annotation, molecular function: zinc ion binding; nuclear receptor activity; RNA polymerase II cis-regulatory region sequence-specific DNA binding. The record is from RefSeq and is a predicted model, not a curated record. Gene Ontology annotation, biological process: positive regulation of transcription by RNA polymerase II; cell differentiation; negative regulation of transcription by RNA polymerase II. NCBI's taxonomy places the organism in Eukaryota, Metazoa, Arthropoda, Insecta, Hymenoptera, Halictidae.